GGCGGCAGGUAGGAUCGGGGCUCCGGGCGGGAGUUUCACCGUCUCCGGCGUCCGCGCCCCGACUGAGGGACAAUUGCUCUGAGCUCCGAAUACACCGUGGUCCCGCACUCCGGGAUAGUCCCGAUCUUUCCCAUCUCUCUCAGACCCGGGCCCGGGGAGAUCUCUGCUGAGGGAAUGAGAGGGACGGGUCUCUCGGACACUGCCGAGCUCCAGCCGUCUAAAUCCAGGGAUUAGGAACUCGCGAAAAUAAAGAUCAAAAUCCUUCCAUAACCUUGAGAAAAUCACCGCUUCUUGUUCUGGGCAUUUCUACCCAUGAGAACAUGUUUUGUACCGUUCUCUCCGGAUGCUAAUUAUAUCGAACAACUGUGUCCUGGUAACAAGUGACCUGUAGAUUUCACAUCACUAAGGUGUCUCACUCCGAUGUGAAAGACUGCUGCCUCCCAUUCAUAUUCAUUGGCUUUGCCAUCGAUGAGUUCACUAGGGUCAAUCACACUAGGAGGGGUCAGAGUGAUCAGAAAGUCUCCAGGAUCAGCCGUGUAAUAUCGUGUGCUCUUUGUAGCACUUUGCGACAUGGCCAGAACUUGAAAUGAUACCAAUGUUCCCUCAUUUUUUUCAGCUGUACAGUCUGCACAGGAAAUUUGUACAGGGCUUGAAAACUGCUGCACCUUAAAUUAAUAUUAUAUAAAAGAAAAUUACAGCUGUACAGCAGCAAAGGCUUUCCGCGCGAGAACAUUUCAGUUACUUUCUGGUCACACAACUCAGGGGGCACAGUGAAUAAUAGUAAUGCAGAGAAUCAAACUGAGCAAAGUCACGGAUUGAAGAUGGGUCGAAAUGUCCCAUUCUUAUACAGACAGGAAGUCUGUCAGAGGAUUUGAUUGUCAGUCCAAAUGCCUAUACCCUGCCCAGUUUGAGGACAACGACUUCUGCCAACUUGGGUUGAAACUUACUGUUACAGUGGGAUGUCAGAGCUCACCAUAGAGACUAAAAUUAUCUCAUCUGAAAUGCUGUCCUUCACCCACUGAUGUCUUUUGUAAAUUUUUGUACAUGUUUGAAACAGCAAAGAAUUUGUGAACGGGAAUCCCAAACACAAGAACAUAUCAGUGUUGCUGUCUCUGUCCAGAUAUUUAAGGAAGGACCAGAUAUUUCCUUUCUAACACCAAUAUAUCUGUUGUUGAUCAUUGGAGAUGAAGAAGUAUCUCAUCCCAGCUGGAAACGUGCUUUGUGUCUGAAAUGAAGUUUUCUGUUGUAACUCUGAAAUCCACUGGAACUGGGUGCUGAGAGCACACCAGCAUUUGUUCAUUCGAGAGAAGGUCUUCAACUGCAUUGAUUGUGCGAGGGAUUCACUACAUCUGACAUCUGACUUGAUACAUUACCAGGGAAUUGACAGAAAACUGUGGGAAAGGAUUCACUCACUCAUUCGUCCCUGCAGAAACAGCAGCGAGUUCACACUGGGGAGAGGCCUUUCACCUGCUCAGACUGUGGGAAGGUAUUUGCUUGGUCAUCUAGUCUGCUACCACACCAGUUAGUUCACAUUGGGGAAAGGCUGUUCACCUACUCAGGUAGUAGGAUGGAAUUCACUCAGCCAUCCAUCGUGAAGAGACACCAGCACGUUCACAUUAGGGAGAGACUGUUCACCUGCUCAAAUUGUGGGAAGGGAUUCACUCGGGCAUCUGGCCUACAGACGCACCAGUCAGUUCACACUGGGGAGAGGCCAUUUACUUGCUCUGAAUGUGGGAAAGGAUUCUCUCAGUCAUCUCAUCUGAAGGUACAUCAGCGAGUUCACACUGGGGAAAAACCGUUCACUUGCUCAGACUGUGGGAAGGGAUUCACUUGGUCAUCUCAACUGAAGGUACAUCAGCGAAUUCACACUGGGGAGAAGCCGUUCACCUGUUCAGACUGUGGGAAGUGUUUCACUCAGUCAUGUGAUCUACAGACACAUCAGUUAGUGCACACUGGGGAGAGGCCAUUCACCUGCUCGGACUGUGGGAAGGGAUUCACUCAGACAUAUGACCUAAUGGCACACCAACGAGUUCACACUGGGGAGAAACCGUUCACGUGCUCAGCCUGUGGGAAAGGAUUCACUCACACAUCAAACCUACAGAGACACCUGCGUGUUCACACAGGGGAGAGGCCGUUCACCUGUACUGUGUGUGGGAAGGGAUUCACUCACUCAUCCAACCUACAGGCACACCAGUCAGUUCACACUGGGGAGAGGCCGUUCACCUGCUCAGAUUGUGGGAAGGGAUUCACUCAGUCAUUUUACCUACUGGCACACAAGUUAGUUCACACUAAGGAGAUGCUGUUCACCUGCUCUGACUGUGGGAAGGGAUUUACUCGGUCAUCUCAACUGAAGGUACAUCAGCGAGUUCACACUGGAGAGAGGCCAUUCACCUGCUCAGACUGUGGAAAAGGAUUUACUCGGUCAUAUGACCUGCUAGCACACCAGCGAGUUCACACUGGUGAGAAACCGUUCACCUGCUCAGAUUGUGGGAAGGGAUUCACUCGGUCAUCUCAACUUAAGGUACACCAGCGAGUUCACACUGGGGAUAAGCCAGUCACCUGCUCAGACUGUGGGAUGGGAUUCACUAGCUCAUCCAACCUGCAGAGACACCUGCGAGUUCACACUGGGGAACGGCCGUUCACCUGUUCUGUGUGUGGGAAGGGAUUCAGUCGGUUAUCCAUCCUACAGGUGCACCAGUUAGUUCACACUGGGGAGAGGCCAUUCACCUGCUCAGUCUGUAGAAAAGGAUUCACUAACUCAUCCAACCUACAGAGACACCAGAGAGUUCACACAGGGGAGAAACCAUUCACCUGCUCAGACUGUGGGAAAAGAUUCACUCAAUUAUCCAUCCUACAGACACACCAGUCAGUUCACACUGGAGAGAGGCCAUUCACCUGCUCAGACUGUGGGAAGGGAUUCAUUCAAUCCUCUCAACUUAAGGUACAUUUGCGAGUUCACACUGGGGAGAGGCCAUUCACCUGCUCAUACUGUGGGAAAGGAUUUACUCGGUCAUAUGACGUACUGGCACAUCAGCGAGUUCACACUGGGGAGAGGCCAUUCAUCUGCUCAGACUGUGGGAAGGGAUUCACUCAGUCAUCUCAUCUGAAGGUACAUCAGCGAGUUCACACUGGGGAGAGGCCAUUCAUCUGCUCAGACUGUGGGAAGGGAUUCAUUCGAUCAACUGACCUAUUGGCACACCAGCGCAUUCACACUAGGGAGAGGCUGUUCACCUGCUUAGACUGUGGGAAUGAUUCACAUUGAAAUUAGUAUAUUGCUUGUGGGAGCUUGCUGUAUUAAACUGGCUACUGAGCUCUCAUAAAAACAUUGACUGGAUUGGAGCCAUUUGCCAGAGAGGAGGCACUUUCAAUGGCGCUGUUUUUUCCCAGGAAUCUCGGAGCUUCAGCAUGUACUAUUACUGUGAGUGUGCAGGGAGUGAGAGUGUUGGAUCCAACUGUUUAAUUUUAAAUAACCUUUGUAUGCACAACAGUUUAAUAUGCCUCUAGUAGCUGUACAAAGUAUAUUUCCAGAAGUUUCUUUGGACUUUAUUAAGUACAAUGGUGCUAAAAAGUUUGUGAGCCCUGUAAAAUUUUCUCUGUUUCUGCAUAAAUAUGACCUAAAAUGUGAUCAGAUCGUCACCUGUCCCAAAACUAGAUAAAGAGAACCCAAUUAAAUAUGCAAUACAAACAACAUUCUAUUUCUUCAUUUAUUUAUUGAGAAAAAUGAUCCAAUAUUUUAUGUAUUUGUGGGAAAAGGUAUGUGAACCUUUGCUUUCAGUAACUGGUGUGACCCCCUUGUACAGCAGUAACUUCAACCAAAUGUUUCUGGUAACUAUUGAUCACUCCAGCACAUAGGCUUGAGGCUUGCAGGAAUUUUGGGAUAUUCUUCCUUACAAAACUGCCUCAACUUGUGGACUUCCUUGCAUGAACUGCUUGCUUCAGGACCUUCCAUAACAGUUCUAUAGGAAUAAGAACAGGACUUGGACUUGGUCAUUCCAAAACAUGAAUUUUCUUUUUAAACCAUUCUGUUGUUGAUUGACUGUUGUCUUUCAGGUCAUUGUCUUGUUGCAUUAUCCAACUUGUAUUAAGUUUCAGGUGAUGGACAGUUACCCUGACAUUCUCCUGUAAAAUGUUUUGAUACAAUUUUGAACUCAUUGUUCCCUCAACGAUUGCAAGCUGUCCAGGCCCUGAGGCAGGAAAGCAGCCCAAACCAUGAUGCUCCUUCCACCAUGCUUCACAGUUGGGAUGAGGUUUUGGUGUUCGUGUGCACGGCCCUUUUCCCUCCAAACAUAUCAAUGUGCAUUUCUGCCAAAAAGUUCAACUUUUGUCUCAUCUAUCGCAGAAGCAUUGUCGAAUACCAGGUGGUCUCUUGUAUACUUGAGAUGUGCAGCAGUGUUUUCUUUUGGAGAGCAGUGAUUUCGUCCUUGGUGUCCUUCCAUAAACACCAUUCUUGUUCAGUGUGUUUCUUAUAGUGGAAACACAGAGAGUUGAGCAAGUUUUAGAAAUUUCUGCGGGUCCUUUGCUGUUACCCUUGGAUUCAUUUUCACCUCCUUCAGCAUUGCAUGAUGUGCUCCUGGUGUGAUAUUUGUUGGAUGCCCACUCCUAGGGAGAAUAGUAACAGUACUGAGAUUCCUCCAUUUGAAGGAAAUUUCUCUUACUGUGGACUGAUGAACACCCAGGUCUUUUGAAAUUCUUGUCCCCUUUUCCAGCUUUGUGCAUCUCUACAAUUCUUCUGAGUCCCUCUGAAAGUUGUUUUGAUCGAGGCACAUAAACAGGUCUUUCUUGCCAGGAGCGGACUCCAUUAGUAACCUGACUUUGUGUGUGUUUUUUAAAAACAAUCGGGCAGGGCACCUCUACAACCCACACUUCCAAUCUCAUCCCAUUGAUUGGAAUACCUGACUCCAAAUAAUUUUUGUAGAAGGCAUUGCCCCUACUUUUUCUAACAAAUACAUGUAAUAUUGGAUCAUUUUUCUCAAUAAAUCAACAAAUAUAAUGUUUUGUGUUAUUUAAUUCUCUCUCUUUGUCUAGUUUUAGAACUUGCAUAAAGAUCUGAUCACAUUUUAGAUCAUAGUUAUGCAGAAACAAAAUUCUACAGGGUUCACCAACUUCCUAGUGUUACUGUAAGUGUUUUCUGAUUGGUUGAUUUUUUACUGCAGUAUUGGCUAAAUACUUUCUAGUUGUAUCAGUAUUAUCUAAAUAUUUGAAUGGAAUAUUUUUCUUAUCUUUAAGCAAAAAAAGUAGCUGUUUUAAGCUAGCCACCAUUUUUAGUUUCUCUCUUUUCUUCAAUUAGUAGACCCCUGUCGCUGUUGUGUUCCUGUUCUAUCAACUUUGAA
Mobula hypostoma (lesser devil ray) is the source of this 5330-nucleotide messenger RNA. Its product is annotated as zinc finger protein 420-like. NCBI's taxonomy places the organism in Eukaryota, Metazoa, Chordata, Chondrichthyes, Myliobatiformes, Myliobatidae. The transcript has a single exon. Gene Ontology annotation, cellular component: nucleus. Gene Ontology annotation, biological process: regulation of transcription by RNA polymerase II. Gene Ontology annotation, molecular function: DNA-binding transcription factor activity, RNA polymerase II-specific. The coding region runs from base 1568 to 3262 and encodes 564 amino acids. The record is from RefSeq and is a predicted model, not a curated record.